This is a messenger RNA of Hippocampus zosterae (dwarf seahorse), 5694 nucleotides long. RefSeq names its product insulin receptor substrate 2-A (gene irs4b). The record is from RefSeq and is a predicted model, not a curated record. Gene Ontology annotation, cellular component: cytosol; plasma membrane. Gene Ontology annotation, molecular function: insulin receptor binding; phosphatidylinositol 3-kinase binding. Lineage: Eukaryota; Metazoa; Chordata; Actinopteri; Syngnathiformes; Syngnathidae. The transcript is spliced from 2 exons. Gene Ontology annotation, biological process: insulin receptor signaling pathway. The coding region runs from base 360 to 4187 and encodes 1275 amino acids.
CGUAUGUGAUCACGUGUUGUUUGUGCUUUGGCCGCUCGACUUGUGUACAGGCGGAGAAGAGAGCGAGUUGCUAACAACUAGCCGGAGAAACGCAAUUGAACGUGGCCAUGCUGCACACGGUAGGCUUCAUCUCUUAAAACGGGGCCGAGUGCAAUAGCCGUUUUGAUGGCACAAGGGCGAAGGGACAAUUUUUCCAAAAACUAACUAAAGAAAUAACGAUAAAAAACACCGCCGCCCGGCGAAUUGUGCAAAUCUGAGCCGUGCAUUAGCUGGCCUAGCCGGACUCGGGCACUCGUCUCCCUACACAAGAAUGGGGUAGUGGUCCACUUGGAUUAGCUUACAAGUAAAGUGACCUUUGAAUGCGUUCUCGGAUGGCAAAUUUCACGAAUUAUCAGGAAGGCAAGGCAACCAAGUUGAUGCUGGAGACGCAGCAGAGAACCGUGGGGUCCAAAUCUGCCGACGCAAACGUAGACGGCUCGGUCAGGGAACCCCCUUCCCCGAUAAUUAACAUCAGCGGUGGAGGAGGGGGAAGCGGCGGCGGCGGCUUUCGUUGUCAUCAGUUGCCGCCCUCCUACCACCACCACCUUGAGUCGUAUCACUACGAGCUGGCGUCGCAUCAUCAUCUUCACCAUCUCUCCGCGGAUGUCGCCGAGUCCCCGGGCAAAAAAUCGUCGUCCCCGGUGGAGCACAGCAGCAGCAGCACCAGCAGCGGCGGCGGCCUUGCGUACGAGACUGGCGGCUUGUCAAACCCACCGGAUGCAGUGGACGACAUUCGAAAGUGCGGCUACCUGCGCAAGCAAAAGCAUGGACAUAAGCGUUUCUUCGUGCUUCGCGCCUCCAGCCACCUGGGUCCCAGCCGUCUGGAGUACUACGACAAUGAGAAGAAAUUCCGGAGCACCUUGCGCGGGGGAGCCGGCCCGGUGGGCCCUUCCUCCCCAAAGAGGGUGAUUUACCUCUACCAAUGCUUCACUGUCAACAAGAGGGCAGACUCAAAAAACAAACACCUCAUUGCCCUUUACACUAAGGAUGAGUACUUUGCUAUUGUGGCUGAGAGUGAGCAGGACCAGGAGGACUGGUACGUGGCUAUCAGCGAGUUGAUGAACGAGGGCAGAAAGGGGCAUUUAAUUACGGAUGAUUUAGAUGACGGAUAUGGUACGGUCACCCCCGGCACCGUUUUCAAGGAGGUGUGGCAUGUGAACGUCAAACCCAAAGGACUGGGUCAAACUAAAAACCUCACGGGCUUGUAUCGCCUGUGCCUCUCGUCCAAAACCCUUCACCUGAUCAAGCUGAACUCGGAGACCCCCUGCGUGAACCAGCACCUGAUGAACAUCAGGCGCUGCGGAAAUUCCGAAAGCUUCUUUUUCAUCGAGGUGGGCCGCUUCUCGUCGAUCGGGCCGGGGGAGAUAUGGAUGCAGGUGGACGACUCGGUGGUGGCGCAGAAAAUGCACGAGACUCUCCUCAAUACCAUGAAGGCUCUCAAGGCAUACGUGGAGGUCAGGCCCCGGAGUAAGAGCCAGUCAUCGGGCUCCAAUCCCAUGCCGUUUGUCACCACGCACCGCCACCUAAGCAACCUGCCGCCAAGCCAGACGGGCCUGCAGCGGCGAUCCAGGCUGGAAUCGGCGGUGGGAACGCCGCCGUCCAGUAAGAGCUCGGGUGCCAGCGGUUACCGCUUCCGCACAUCCAGCGAGGGGGAGGGCACCAUGAGCCGGCUCUUUCGUUCCACCACGGGAAGCCUGGUCCACCUGAAUUCGGGGCGUCCUCAUCUUGGCCGCGCCGAGGGCGAUCAGGCCGGCAGUGGCGGCGCCGCGACGGGAAACGCCGGCGGCGGGCGCCACGUGCGGGCCGCCCCGGGGUCGUCGACCUCCAACUACCACGCCCGCUCCGCCUCCCUCCCGGUGUCCCACCCUUUCACCACAAGCCCGGUGAGCGUGUCCUCCAGCAGCGGCCACGGUUCCGUCUCGGACACGCUCACCCGCCCGUCCAGCGCUUCGAUAUGCGGCUCUCCAUCCGACGGCGGCUUCAACUCCUCUGACGAGUACGGAUCCAGCCCCGGUGACUUCAGGUACUUCAGGGUGCGCAGCAACACCCCCGAUUCCCUGGGCAACACCCCGCCGAUCAGAGAGGAGAACUGCCUGAGUGACUACAUGGCCGUGGGCUGGAACCGGGAGGCGUUUGGCGCCGGCUCCGGGAACAACAGCGGCGCCAACACGCCGCGAGACGAGAGCACGUCCACGACCGAGGACGAACGCUUUUUUCCGCACAGGAGGAGGAGAAGCGCCGGACCCGGAGUAGUAGCCGUUUAUCCAAAAAUGACUCAAACCAAUUUUUCCUCGGAAGAAGGGGCCGACGCCUCGGGCGGCUCCUGCUCCGAGCAGGGCCAGCAGAACCGCUCGUCGACGUCGCUCUCCUCCACCAAGGAAGAUAGCGGCUACGUGGCCAUGUUGCACGGCGCUGCUCCGUCGCCGAGGGACGCGCCUCCCGACUACGUUCCCAUGCAUCCCGGCUUUCAUCCCGUUUCCCACCCCCAUCAAUUUCAGAGCCCGACUUUGGGUCCGCGCUCGGCCAAGCCCCAGCCGCAGUCCUCCGUCGACACCCACGGCUACAUGAUGAUGCUACCGGGAUGCCGCGGCGGCUCUCCUUCCCCGGCGCGGACCUCCCGCGGUGGCUCCGGCGCGGCGUCUGCCGGCGGGAGCGACGGCGUCGCGGAGAGACCGGCGAAUGCGGCCUACAUGGACAUGUCAUGCGCCGGCGGUGCUGGGCAGAAGUCGGAAGGCAGCGGCGCGUCCCACGGCGCCGACGCCUGGAGGUCUUUCAGCCCUUAUUUUUCGCUCCCUCGCUCCUACAAGGCGCCCACCGGAGAGCGCGACCAGAAGGAGUGCGACGACUACGUUCCAAUGGCUUCUCUGGCCAAGGCGGUCCACUCGUCAGUCGCCACGGCUUCCCUAUCCACGCCUGAGAGGGGCUGCGGUUGCACCUCCACACCCUCGCACCCACCCCCGCCUUACGGAGCCCACCACGCCACGGCCGACGGGCGCGUCGCCAGACCCAACCGCCUCCCUUUAGGCAGGAGAAGUUUCCACGGUCUGCCGCGAGUCAGUGAACCCUCCGCCUCACCCGCGCUUACCUCCACCUCGGCCCCCGCAGCCGGGCCCCCACCUGGAAGGCCCUCGAGUCCCGGAGAGUAUAUCAACAUCGACUUUGGUGAUCAUUACCCCCGCCAACAGCAGCCCCCCGCCUACGCGCUUUCCACCAACGAUGAAGCCCCCCCCACCCUGGCAUCCGGCGACCACCGUCGAACCCCUCCCUUGCCCCAAACCAGUCAAGACUACAUGAGCAUGGAGGUGGGCCGCGAGCAUCGGGACAGCGCCGGGUGUCUAGACAAGAGCCAGUCGCCUCGACCCAGCCUGGUGGCCCCCUGGAACCCGCCCAGCUAUAUCCGACCCUUGGCUAGCAAUCCCGCCGCCCCGGCCUCCCCCGGGGUCCACGCCGGAGGUCACUGGAGGUCGGCGGGCGACGACUACACGAAUAUGAUAUACAGCAGGAAGAGCGAAAGGACUCCGGCGAACCCCGCCGACGUGCUGCAGCAUCUCUGCGUGCUGGAGGGAUGUUACGGGCACGCUUCCUCCUCCAUACCCCCCACGUUGCCCCCGAGGAGCCCGCCGCACCCCCUGGAGCCCAAGGUCGUCCGGGCCGACCCUCAAGGCAGGAGGAGACACAGCUCGGAAACCUUCUCCUCCACCUCCUCCUCUACUUCAACGCCUUCCGGGGGACCGUCUUCCGCGACCCACUUGACGCCGGCGGACCCCCCGCCCUCAAACGGUUCACACGCUCCUGAAGUCCAAGCCUCAAGAUGCGCCGGCUUGGCGUCUUUCGACAGCGCGUGGAUGUCUGUGGAAAGCCGCGGGGACCCGCCGGUUGACCGAGCUCCGGUCGGCUCGUCAGACCCGGCGGGCGUGGCAACCGGCGCCCCGGCGUCCCCCUCGACCCCGACCAGCAGAAUGUACGGAAGCGACGCGUCUGUGGGAUACCAAAAUGGCCUCAACUACAUCGCCUUGGAGGUGAGAGAUGUCGGGAGCUGUGCGGACGCAACCCCGUCGACGGGUGUCGCCGAGGGCUCGGCGAUGCCGGAGAACGGGGCCUACGCCAGUCUCGACAAAUCAGACGUCCCCAUGACAACCCAGGACUGAGCAGCAGCAGCGACAGAGGAGCCCCCCCCCCCCGCCCCCCCCCCCAAAAAUUGGACUGAGAUGUUCUGUUCUGCACGCAGAAGACAACGAAGGAGAUGACAGAGAAAGGCUUGCAUCUUUUUCAUUCAUAUCAGCUGUCUCGCGUGUUAUUUUCCUUAUGUUUUAUAUGCAAAAUUUCAGUCACUUUUAUUUGAUUUUUUUUUUUUUUUAAAUUUUUGGUUGCUGCUCUCCCCCAGUCGACGCUCUCCGCCACGCGAUCUUGUUAGCAGGCGGUUCAACUUCCUCGCGCGGUAUUAAAAAGGGAGCCAUUACGGUGCAGUCUUGAUAGAAUCGUCAUUUUUAUUGUUUCGUUUUUUUUUUUUUUUUUUUUUUUUUAACCCAUCCAGGUACCUCUAUGGUACCGUACAGUUAUUACGUGGUGGACAAAGUUGUUGAGUGAGAAUGUGUGUGUGUAUAUAUAUCCAAUAUAUCUUAUUAUUUUUGCUCCUCUUGGGACGCACGCGCUGGUUCACUUGACCUAAAAUGGCUUCCUGGUCCCAAACUGGGAAAUCCAAGUUCCUUUCGUACACUUGCACAUAUUAUUUAUUUGAGGUUCAAAUAGUUCCGGUACAUUUCGUAGCUCCCCGGCUAGGGAGGAGUUAGCGCACGCUCAUGAAAAGACGAAGAGUUUUUUUGUUUUUUUUUAAUUAUUCAAUUAAACAUUCUCCAUUUUACCUCACGUGAUGCACGGUACAGUGCCUCGCAAGGAAUGCACACGCACUUCGUGGCACAAAUUUUGAGUUUUUCCGCCGAUGUGGAUGGUUCUAGAAAUGCGGGCAAGAUGUUCCGUGUACUUUUCUGUGCUAUUGUAAACUUGGUCCUUUUUUUAAUAGAGCAAGAGUGCUAUUAUUCAACAAACUGGGCUUUUUUUUUUUUUUUCUUCAGUUCACUCGCUACCCUUAUUUAUGUUUUAUUUAAACGGUUUAUCACAUGACAGUAUUUCAAACCGGGUCGGAUUGGAUGGAACAAGCAUCCACGUCACUAAAGUGUUCACAAAUGGCUGGAAAGAAUGAAGACUUAAGAAUUAAGUUUCAUUCCGUCGUCAGAGAGGAGUUCAUUGCAUCGUUCUUAUGCAAGCUUUGGGUUUCUCGACUUUCCUUGAUUUGUAUUUUAGCUGACGCCGGAGAGGAGCGUUGCUAUUUUUUAUUUUUUAUUUUAUUUUCGUGGCAUCCAGGCAAUCCUGCAAACAAAGCGGUACAUGCCCGGUCUUUUUCUUUUGCGGCAUUUUGAAGUUAUUUGUAUUAUAAAAUUGGUGAUAAUUUUUUUUUUUUUUGUAACUAUAUUACAGUUUAUUUGCUGCUGUGUAGUAAGUACAGUUCAGGUUGACGAGUAGGCCUCUGUGAAGAGGUGUACCUCCUGCUACUUGUGUUCUUUUCCCAGUUGAAUGCUGUUUGUUCAUAUUAGCCUUACAGAAAAGAGUUCAAUAGCGGGAAGGUGUUUUUCCCCUCGUACAACCUCCAUUUGGGGG